UUCCCACGAGAUCCCCUUUCUUGAGCCUGGACUCAGUCUUUUUUCAGGGUUCCGGGGGCCAGCCGGCAUCUCCAGGAUGGUGUUGCUAAAGUUUCUCUGGAUGGCUUUCUUCUACCACCUGUGUCAGGGCUACUUCGACGGUCCCCUGUACCCAGAGAUGUCCAAUGGCACUCUACACCACUACUUCGUGCCCGACGGGGACUAUGAGGAGAAUGACGAUCCAGAGAAAUGUCAGCUGCUGUUCAGGGUGAGUGACCGGCGGCGCUGCUCCCAGGGGGAGGACAGCCAGGCCAGCAGUCUGUUGAGCCUCACCCUGCGGGAGGAGUUCACGGUCCUGGGCCGCCAGGUGGAGGAUGCCGGGCGCGUCCUGGAGGGCAUCAGUAAGAGCAUCUCCUACGACCUGGACGGGGAGGAGAGCUAUGGCAAAUACCUGCGGCGGGAGUCGCACCAGAUAGGGGAUGCCUACUCCAACUCGGACAAGUCCCUCACCGAGCUGGAAAGCAAGUUCAAGCAGGGCCAGGAACAGGACAGCCGGCAGGACAGCCGACUCAACGAAGACUUCUUGGGGAUGCUAGUCCAUACCAGGUCUCUGUUGAAGGAAACGCUCGACAUCUCUGUGGGCCUGAGGGACAAAUAUGAGCUAUUGGCCCUCACCAUCAGGAGUCAUGGGACCCGGCUCGGAAGACUGAAGAAUGAUUAUCUGAAAGUUUAGGUGCAAAGGCAGAGACCAUCCCAAC
This is a messenger RNA of Suncus etruscus (white-toothed pygmy shrew), 737 nucleotides long. It is a transcript of the gene FIBIN, whose product is annotated as fin bud initiation factor homolog. NCBI's taxonomy places the organism in Eukaryota, Metazoa, Chordata, Mammalia, Eulipotyphla, Soricidae. The transcript has 2 exons. Bases 77 to 712 code for a protein of 211 amino acids. The record is from RefSeq and is a predicted model, not a curated record.